Messenger RNA from Physeter macrocephalus (sperm whale), 2445 nucleotides. It is a transcript of the gene TPO, whose product is annotated as thyroid peroxidase. The transcript is spliced from 13 exons. Bases 1 to 2445 code for a protein of 814 amino acids. NCBI's taxonomy places the organism in Eukaryota, Metazoa, Chordata, Mammalia, Artiodactyla, Physeteridae. Gene Ontology annotation, biological process: response to oxidative stress. The record is from RefSeq and is a predicted model, not a curated record. Gene Ontology annotation, molecular function: peroxidase activity; heme binding; calcium ion binding.
AUGGGAGCCCGGGCCGUCGUGGGCACCACGCUGGCCGUGGCCUGUGCCGGCGCUGUCUUCUCGUUCAUGCUGAGACACAAGGACCGCUUUUGGGGAGAGACGGAGGAGUGUCGAGUCAGGGGCAUCGUGGAGGCGAGCAAGCUGCUGGUGGACGAGGCCGUCUACUCCACGAUGAGAAGAAACCUCCACAAAAGAGAAAUCAUUUCUCCGUCACAGCUUCUGUCUUUUUCCAAACUCCCUGAGCCCACCAGCCGCGCUGCGUCCCGGGCGGCGGACAUCAUGGAGGUGUCGGUGCAGGAGGCGAUGAGGAGGGCUCACCUAGGGUCUGCACCGUCUGGGCCGCCCACAGAUGUUUUAUCAGAAGAUCUACUGAAAAUGAUUGCAAACCUGUCUGGAUGCCAGCCCUACAUGCUUCCCCCCAGAUGUCCAAACACCUGCCUGGCAAACAAGUACAGGCUCAUCACGGGCGCCUGCAACAACAGAGACCACCCUAGGUGGGGAGCCGCCAACACAGCCCUGGCCAGGUGGCUGCCCCCCGCCUACGAAGACGGCAUCAGCGAACCCAGAGGCUGGAACCCACACUUCCUGUACAACGGGUUCCCCCUACCCCCGGUCCGGGAGGUGAGCAGGCAGGUCAUCCACGUUUCCAACGAGGCUGUGACGGAGGACAGCCAGUACUCUGACCUGCUGAUGGCGUGGGGCCAGUACGCCGACCACGACCUGGCCUUCACGCCACAGAGCGCCAGCCACGCUGCCUUCGGGGGCGGGGCCGACUGCCAGCGGACCUGUGAGAACCGAAGCCCGUGUUUUCCCAUUCAGCUCCAGGCCAACGCCUCGCCGGCCGCGGGCCCCGCCUGUCUGCCCUUUUACCGCUCGUCACCCACCUGCGGCUCUGGGACCCAAGGCGCCCUCUUCGGCAACGUGUCCUGGGCGAGCCCGCGCCAGCAGAUGAACGGGCUGACCUCGUUCCUGGACGCGUCCACCGUGUACGGCAGCUCCCCGGCCUCGGAGCGGCGUCUGCGGAACUGGACCAGCGCCGAGGGGCUGCUGCGCGUCAACGCGCGCUACCGGGACGCCGCGGGCCGCGCCUUCCUGCCCUUCGCGCCGCCGCCCGCGCCCCCGGCCUGCGCGCCCCAGCCCGGCGCCCCCGGGGCCCGCGCGCCCUGCUUCCUGGCCGGCGACGGCCGCGCCAGCGAGGUCCCCGCCCUGGCGGCCCUGCACACGCUGUGGCUGCGCGAGCACAACCGCCUGGCCGCCGCGCUCAAGGCCCUCAACGCGCACUGGAGCGCGGACACCGCCUACCAGGAAGCGCGCAAGGUGGUGGGCGCCCUGCACCAGAUCAUCACCCUGCGGGAUUACGUGCCCAAAAUCCUGGGCCCCGAGGCCUUCGAGCGGCACGUGGGCCCCUACAGGGGCUACGACCCCGCCGUGGACCCUACGGUGUCCAACGUGUUCUCCACGGCCGCCUUCCGCUUCGGACACGCCACGGUCCGCCCGCUGGUGCGGCGGCUGGACGCCCGCUUCCAGGAGCGCCUGGGGCUCCUGCCGCUGCGGGAUGCCUUUUUCCGGCCCUGGCGGCUCCUUGAGGAAGGUUACAACGAGUGGCGGGAAUUCUGCGGCUUGUCCCGGCUGGAGACCCGGGCCGACCUGAGAGCCGCCACCAGCAACAGGAGUGUGGCUGACAAGAUCCUGGGCCUGUACGGGCACCCGGCUAACGUGGACGUGUGGCUCGGGGGCUUAGCCGAGAGAGUCCUCCCCGGGGCGCGGACCGGCCCGCUCUUUGCCUGCAUCAUCGGGAAGCAAAUGAGGAAGCUGAGGGACGGUGACCGGUUCUGGUGGGAGAACCAGGCGGUGUUCACGGAAGCCCAGAGGCAGGAGCUGGGCCGGCACUCUCUGUCCCGCGUCAUCUGCGACAACACCGGCCUCUCCCGCGUGCCACGCGAUGCCUUCCGGGUCGGGACGUGGCCCCGGGAGUUCGAGUCGUGCGCCAGCAUCCCGGGGAUGAACCUGGGCGCGUGGAGGGAGGCCCCUCCUCCAGAGGAUGCCUGUGGCUUCCCGGACAAAGUGGAGGACGGGGACUUCCUGCUGUGUGAGGAGUCUGGAAGGCGCGUGCUGGUGUUUUCCUGUCGCCAUGGAUUCCAGCUCCGAGGGCCGGAGCAAAUUGCCUGCACCCGCCGAGGAUGGGAUUCCCAGCCUCCGGUCUGUAAAGACAUCGACGAGUGUGAAGACGAGACGGGACCCCCGUGCCACGCGUCCGCCCGGUGCGAGAACACCAAGGGCGGCUUCCAGUGCGAGUGCACCGACCCCUACGUGCUCGGCGAGGACGGCAGGACCUGCGUGGACUCUGGGAGGCUCCCGCGGGCGUCCACGGUCUCCAUCGUGCUGGGCGCCGUGCUCAUCUGUGGCCUGGCCGGCCUCACCUGGAUGGUGGUUUGCAGGUGGUAA